GGUUUGAAAGAGGGGUUAGAGUGAUGGACAGGGAGCUAGCUAAACGAGUGGGAGAGCUUCAGCAGUUGGAUGACCAUGAGAAAGGAAAAGCUUUUCUGCUUCUUUCAGGGAUGGCACCGGCGUCGGUGGAGAAUCUGGCAAUGUUGCCAGAUGGCGCGUUUGCGGCUGUGUUGAAAUUGAUGCUUCGUCCAGAUCGAGAUGAAGAAUGGGCAAACACGGUAUGUAUCCCGUUCAAAAAAAUCCCAGUUUCUGCUCAAGAUUUAGAGAUUGCUAUCAAUGCCCCACUCUUGGCUCCUUUGCCUGUGUCAAGAAAAAGGUUCAACGAGCUAGAGAGAGCUUUCGGAGCAAAAGCAAAUGAGCUAUUUGUAACUCCUGAUCGUUUCUUUACCGAAGACAUCAGUGGGCUUGCUUCUCUCAUAUUCAGCCCACUCAAUGCCAAUGCCUCGGAAGGAAUUUACGAUCUUUCGUUGCCACACUUGUGGAACCUCCUUGUUUCAGUGCUCGAGGUUUGGCCUAUCACCGUGAGUCGCAACUUCUGUGAUCAUUCAUCCUCGACGUCCAAGAAAACCAGGCCGGACUUGCUGUUUUGGGCCUACGAUCGCUUGGUUUUGAAGACCGAACAUAAGCGCUACGAGAGCGAGCUUUUUGAAGCAUGGGAUGACUUGCGAUCUAAAAUGACGUCGCUCGAUAAGAUCUUCUAUGGAAAGAUCGAGUGGAUACUGGGCCUUGCAACGGCGGCAGGGAAGUUCCGAUUUGGAGCCUUCAAGAGGGGUGAAGAUCAACACCUUACACCUGAAUGGAACCUUGCAAGCAUCAAAGAUCGGUACUCUCUGCUCCAAGCCUCCAUCAACAUUCUCAGAAUCACGCUCUCGUGGCAGUCAGUUUUCGAAGAGCAUCCCGUGCGACGCCCUUUCGCUUCCUUUGAACCAGUAACAUAUGGAGACCCGUGGUCUCCAGUGACGAGGAGCUUCACUGUUGUCGAUGGUGUUCCAACAAAGACGAUUCGGCCAUGGUCUACACACGUUGGUUUGCACUUCACGAAGUUAGAGUAUGUUCAACAAGCAUAUAACUUGGAUGACGCAGCAGAGACCCUCAUCAACGGAACUACGUGUGUGAAGCAGGGGUGGAAGGCAGAUGUCUACACUGUUGAGAUGGAGGUGCUAGGUAUCUCCCAGUUGCCACGAGGCCAUGAACUGAAAGCUGCUGUCCUUGAUGUGCUGAAGGCACUGCAGUCUCUCCACAAGCAUGGCUUUGUUCAUCGCGAUGUCCGCUGGAAGAAUGUGGUUCUUGAUAUAUCGGAAAAGUACUGGGUUCUAAUCGAUCUCGAGACGGUGUGGGUGGACAACCGUGUUCCAGAGUGUCGACCUCUCCAAACCUGGGAGCCAGGUACACUGGACGACGAUGGAAGAUAUACAGCGGCUUCCGAUCUCUAUCUCGUGGGCUUGAUGCUUUUUCGCUAUGAGCUAACGGUGGCAGGGAAAGCUUUUCAAGAUUCUUUGCUGCGGAAGGAGUUCCAGAGUGCCGCGGCAGCAAUCACAGCUCUGACAUCGUUGGAACUGAGCGAGGAACUGUUCUAAGCGAGGGAGAAAGACUUGUUACAUAUAGAUAGAAGGAUCAUCAUGCUUUCAACAAAACGCGGAUCAUGUCGAGAUA
This is a messenger RNA of Selaginella moellendorffii, 1653 nucleotides long. RefSeq lists its product as uncharacterized. Gene Ontology annotation, biological process: protein phosphorylation. The transcript has 2 exons. NCBI's taxonomy places the organism in Eukaryota, Viridiplantae, Streptophyta, Lycopodiopsida, Selaginellales, Selaginellaceae. The record is from RefSeq and is a predicted model, not a curated record. Gene Ontology annotation, molecular function: protein kinase activity; ATP binding. The coding region runs from base 24 to 1577 and encodes 517 amino acids.